Molecule: messenger RNA, 591 nt
Organism: Fusarium oxysporum Fo47
Lineage: Eukaryota; Fungi; Ascomycota; Sordariomycetes; Hypocreales; Nectriaceae
Exons: 3
Coding region: 1-591 (196 amino acids)
Source: RefSeq, a predicted model, not a curated record
AUGCGCAACGCCCUCCUCUUUUUCAGUGGCAUUACUGCCAUAGCCACAACAUAUGCUUCUCCGGUAGCUUCGUCAACGACUUCUGUAAUUACUUCACCUGUCGCCACAUCAAUACCUGUUCCAGUUGCGCCUCCAGUUUUCGCAGCUGUUGCAACUCCAGAGGAUAUAAACGCGGUCAUUCGGGAGAAUACAUACCUCCGAUGUCGAGACAUGAUUGAAGGGGUCCAGCAGGCGUUCGACAAGAUCGGCGGUCGGCCCCAGACCCCUUUCUCGUAUGAGGAUCAAAAGGGUAUAUGUUCCAUGUUCGACUUGUUCGGCAUCGACCAAUCAAAGCUCAUUACAAUGUUGGUGAGAAAUCUAGAGAGUAUGGCGAGGGACGGCUUUAUCGACCACUUUGGGGAUUGCUUCAAUCGACUUCAACCUGCACUGAGCAUGUUUGUUGAAGAACUGACAUCUUAUGCGCCUGAUUGUGAGUUCGAGAUGUUGAGGAGAAAGGACCAGCUUGAGGUUGGGCUGAGUAGUGCACUGGCAAGGGUGCUGGACUAUCGGGCGGGACAUGCCCCAGACCGCAUUCCUUUGUCAUUAGAUUGA